AUGGCGACAGUACUCGAUCAGUCGCAGCGCGACUCGCUCGGAGGCGAACCUGUCGUCGAAAUCUCCAUCACUCCGCCGCAGAGUGCCAACGGCAAAAAGGAAGCGCCUGAAGGAGUGCCCUCCGAGUUAUCGGAUCUCGAGCUUGACCACCAAUCUGCCCCGGCACCCGAUACAUCUAAGAUCAAGCAGGAAGAAGUGGAGGAGAAGGUUGAGGAAAUUGAAGAAAUUGAGCCUGAUCAUUACUAUGGCGACGGCAAGGUCCCUGUUUUCAAGCCGACGAUGGACCAAUUCCGAGACUUCCAGGGCUUCAUCAACAAAAUCAAUAAAUAUGGAAUGCAGGCAGGCAUCGUGAAAGUCAUUCCUCCGAAAGAAUGGUCCGACUCUCUUCCACCGCUGGAUGAGGCAGUCAAGAAAAUCCGAGUGAAGAAUCCCAUCAUGCAAGAGUUCCACGGAUCCCACGGUACAUACACCCAAGCCAACAUCGAACGCCAACGCUCGUACAACCUUCCUCAGUGGAAGGGUCUAUGUGAAGAAAGCAGCCACCAACCCCCGGCUCGCCGAGGAGAGAGACGCCGAAACCAAGAACGCGUGAACCGUGCGGCCCCGACACCACGGGCCCCGUCUAUCCGCCCCGAGGGUCAGAAGCGCCGGCCUGGCCGCCCCCCUAAACGGUCAAAUCAGGCCAAAGUCAAAGAGGAGCCUCCUGCAGAUGACGUCGAGAAGACCAGAUUAGAGGGUCCCCCAACGCCUGUAUCACCCGAGACCAACCCCGUGCAGCCGAAGACCGAGGAUUUAAGUGAAGGCGAAUCUCUACCUACCAUAAAACCAAAGGGACGACAACCCAAGUCCGUGACCGCACGCCGAAAGAACAACCGAGGCGAUGCCAUUGAUCAAGCCGAUGAGGAGGCGUACACAGGAUUUGAUUACCGGAUCCAUGACCAUGAAGAAUACACCGCGGAAAGAUGCGAGGAGCUUGAGACUAAUUACUGGAAGUCACUCAUGUAUAACAAUCCGAUGUACGGAGCUGACAUGCCCGGUUCGCUCUUCGAGGAUUCUACAGAAAUCUGGAAUGUCGCCAAGUUGCCGAAUCUGCUUGACGUCCUCGGGCAGAAGGUACCUGGAGUCAACACUGCUUAUCUCUACAUGGGCAUGUGGAAGGCUACCUUUGCUUGGCAUCUUGAGGAUGUAGAUCUGUACAGCAUUAACUACAUCCACUUCGGUGCCCCCAAGCAGUGGUACAGCAUCUCCCAAGAAGAUGCACCUCGCUUCGAACAGGUCAUGCGCAGUAUCUGGUCCAGUGAUGCGAAGAACUGCGAUCAAUUCCUUCGUCACAAAACCUACCUCGUCUCGCCUAGCCUUCUCAAAUCGCAGUAUGGGAUCACCGUCAAUCGGUUGGUUCAUUACGAAGGAGAAUUUGUGAUUACAUUUCCUUACGGGUACCACUCUGGGUAUAACGUCGGAUACAAUUGCGCCGAGUCGGUCAACUUCGCGACCGAGCAAUGGUUAGACUAUGCUCGCAUCGCGAAGAAGUGCAACUGCGAAGCAGACAGUGUCUGGAUCGAUGUGGACGAGAUCGAGCGCAAGCUGCGCGGCGAGAGCACACCUGAGUACUAUGGUGAAUUUGAGAGCGAAUUCGAUGGCUUUGAAGGCGCUUCUGAUCUUCUUACACCGCCACGUAGUGUGCCUGGGAAGACAUCCACUCGUGGCCGAAAACGGAAGAAUCCGGGCGACGGGCCGAAUACCAAACGACCCAAACUCCACCCAGAAGGACCACGGAAGCUCCCGUGCUUGCUAUGCCCUAACAAUCUGGACUAUGAGGAUCUUCUGCCGACCGAAGAUGGCAAAGGGCAUGCGCAUAGACGGUGUGCGGCGUUCAUAGAAGAGACCACAAUUCUCCGUGACGCAUCUGGUACGGAAGUUGUGUGUGACAUUGACAAAAUCCCCAAGGCUCGCCUGGGUCUUAAAUGUCUCUUUUGCCGCGAAGUCCGCGGGGCCUGCUUCCAGUGUAACUUUGGAAAAUGCACGCGCGCUUAUCAUGCAACCUGUGCUCUUUUGGCGGGUGUUCAGGUUGAGCACGGUGCGAUUGCUGUCAUUGCCGAUGAUGGCACGCAGUACUCCAUUCCAAGUGUGGAUUUGAAAUGCAAGUUCCAUCGCCAGAAGCGGCCUAAUGGAGUCCUGGGUGAAUCGUCCGAUGUGGAUCGUCGGGUAAUCGAAUCGGCUCGUCGUCUGGUGCAAGGAAAUUUGAUCCAAUUUCAAGCCGACAAGGAGAUUAAUGGCGCCAUUGUUCUUGAAAAUCGUCCUUCGGAGCGAAGUCUUUUGCUCAAGGUGCUCCCCAGAGGAGAUGUGAUUGAAAUGCCCUAUCGCUGGAUGCUUGUUGUUCGCAAGAGCAAUUUCACGCCUCUCGCACUAGGAAUCCAACCCCUCCCAGCCCACCUAGCGCGAAAACCCGAACAGCGAAAGGAGUUAGAAUCAGCGGUACCGGCGGCAGGCAGUGCAUUCGGCGAUUCACGAUCUCCCUAUCAGUGGGCUGAAUUUGAGACAGUGGAUGCGACUAGGAAUCAAUUCGCCCCACUCAGGACGGUCAACCUCCAGGGAGAGCAGAUGUGGUAUUAUUUGGGCAUGCAGUCCACCGAAAGUAGGGCACAGUAUACACACAACCCUAGCGUGUCCAUCCACAAUCCUCGGGCCAAUUUCCUGGACAGCGUCAAGUCGCUUGGCAUGGGUGUCAGCGCUCGUGCAUCGAAGAUCUCACCCCACCACUUUCAUUAUGCUGCCACCGCCCCUGCCCCUCCCUACCGAAACCUGAAUCAGCCAAACCAGCAAAACCAGCAUCAGAAGCAAAAUAUUUACUCUUCGAAUGUCAACGCCCCUCACCUACAAUCCCGACCGCCCUCUUCUGCCUUGCAGCACCUCGCCCCUCCCCCUCCUUUUAUCCCUGUUACCGGUGCUGCUGCUGGUGCUCCUGCGAUGCCGUCGGCCUUUCGAACUCUGCCCAAUCAGUCUGCCCGUCAUGCCCCCUAUCCUUCGGUCGCCAAGUCGCACGCUCAGCAGCAGCAUCACCUCCCACCCACCAAUACCUUUGCCAAUGUCCGAGAACUUAUUGCUCGCCGCCGGUUAGCCCAAAUUACCGACCACGCUAAUGUCUUUGCCGGAUACACUAUCGUCAGCCCCGAAUUGGUGGUGGAGACGCUGUUGGGUCCGAUGGGCUCAAUACCACCCGCCAAUGGCCUCGAGAAGCUGGAACUGGCCAUGGCUCAGCAACGGGUUCAGCCCCGGGCGGCGGAUGGCACUCUGUUGCCGCCUCAGACUCUGAACAUGCGGUCGGAGGAGGUCACUCGACUCCUUCAGAUGCUCCGCUUUUCGCUAGUCAGCCACCGCGAGCGACUCGAUGUUAUUCAGAGGAAAGAGUCGGAGGGUAUCAAGCAGGAGACCGUUGAUCGGGGUAGCGUGGCUGCUGCUAAGAUGCCUGGAAAAUAUGCCUACCUGGAUCAGCAACGGUCGCUAGCACCCAAUGUUUACCAGUCUCCCUAUAAUAUGCCGUCGGGUCUCUCCGAAUACGCAAAGGCUACCUACGGAUUAGUUCCUGCAGCAGACGACCCGCCCAAGCCAUCCCUGUCGAACGAUUUCUUCAACAAUCUGUCACCGGAGCAUCAAGAAAAGGUCUUGAAGGCCUGUGGUAGCUUCGUGCAGCGUGCAAUUGAGCGAUCGACUACUCACAGCCGGCAAAGUUCAUCCUCCAAUCUCCGGUUGUCGGCGGCUCUGGCACAGCAAACAGAAAAUCCGACGAUUGACAUCACCCCGGUGGAGGAUCCCCCCCUUCUCUCGGGUCUCGACAUGCCGCUCCACGCCGAUUCUCCAUGCUCCAGUUUCGGUCGGUCGCAUCUACGAUUUCAGUCGCCAAACGAGUUCCCCAUCCAUGGCCCAGAUCCUCACCCGGACCACCACGAUCUGUUCGGAGAUCAGCAAGCGAAUACCCGCUUCUGGCAGAACGGGCCGUGGGUCGGCGGGGAUGGCAACACUCCAAAUGACGAGAACCGACCGUUCUUCGGACCGCAUAUCUUCGGACCACACGAACGACUCAAACAUGACUAUGCAUCCUCCGACAUCUCCCUGGGCAAGGGACCUGGAUCCUUGCACUCUGUCGAUAUGGCCGGCUUUGGCCCUGACUUGAAUGAUGACCUCGGACUGAGUCCAUAG
Molecule: messenger RNA, 4197 nt
Organism: Penicillium roqueforti
Lineage: Eukaryota; Fungi; Ascomycota; Eurotiomycetes; Eurotiales; Aspergillaceae
Product: putative jumonji family transcription factor
Exons: 4
Coding region: 1-4197 (1398 amino acids)
Biological process (GO): chromatin remodeling
Cellular component (GO): nucleus
Molecular function (GO): histone H3K36 demethylase activity; histone H3K9 demethylase activity
Source: RefSeq, a predicted model, not a curated record